Lagopus muta (rock ptarmigan) is the source of this 7142-nucleotide messenger RNA. It is a transcript of the gene FRRS1, whose product is annotated as ferric chelate reductase 1. The transcript is spliced from 17 exons. Lineage: Eukaryota; Metazoa; Chordata; Aves; Galliformes; Phasianidae. Bases 352 to 2133 code for a protein of 593 amino acids. The record is from RefSeq and is a predicted model, not a curated record. Gene Ontology annotation, molecular function: oxidoreductase activity, acting on metal ions.
UGUAUAUUGUAUGUAUUGUGUAUAAAUAUGUUUCUUUGACCUGUUUUUUUUUUUUUCUUGUACGUGAUGCAAAAAAUUUAAAAAUAAUUGAUAAAGGAAAGAUGUCAUUAGUAGAUAAAAAUUGAGCCCAAAGGAGGACAUAUGUGGAAGAAGUUUUUCUAGAGGUCAAAGAAUGCGUUUAUAAUUUUGUUGGUUAAAGGAACUUCCUCUGAUCCCGAUAAUGAUAAAGAUUAACACUGAGAUGCAAGUCAAGUAGAAGUUAAAUGCGUUAUAUGUUCACUUUCUACAAGUAGAAACUUAAAGGCGAUUUUAUUUAGACUUCAUCACUGUAGCAGAAAGAUUGGUUGUAAUAUGGAGCUGCCUGGCCUCGCUUUUGUUGUUUUGAUGUUUGUUUGCUUCCAUGCAUCUGUGGAUGGAUAUCCAAAUGGAAAAGUAAGAGAAGCCUGCACUAGCAUGGUGCCCUGUCAUGGUAUCUCUCCAAAACUGUCGCCUGAGCAUGUCAUUACAGUUAAUAGGACUGAAUUUAAACCUGGGGACAGUGUAGAAGUUCAGCUGUCUGGUCCAGAUUUUGAAGGAUUUUUCAUACAAGCUCGGGAUGCAGAAGACUUGGACAGCCCUGCAGUUGGUUCUUUUGUAUUAGUUGACCGGAGACAUUCUCAGCUUCUGACAUGUGGCCAUACCACGAAUUCAGCUGUUAGUCACACAAAUAAAGCAAAAAAGAAAGUUGUAAAAGUUUAUUGGAUUGCUCCUGGAGAUGCACCAAAACGUGUGCGAUUUCUAGCCACAGUUGUGAAGAAAUACAAGACUUUUUGGGUGAAGAUUCCUGGUCCUGUUGUUUCUCAGCCUAAUGCACCAUUCUCAACAACACCCUUGUACACAACAUCAGAGGCUGUAUCAACUUCACAUUCAGCUUCCUACUUAACAAAGCCUUUUAAUGCAUCAGAUUGUGGAAAUACAAAGUUCUGCCUUAGGAACCCUUCAAACUGUGAUCCUGAGAAUGCUUCCUGCUUUUUCCUAUCCUUCCGUCAAGAGAGGAGAUCAGUACUUAUUGAAAUGAGUGGUCCCAGUGAAGGAUAUUUAGCAUUUGCACUGUCCUAUGACCAAUGGAUGGGUGAUGAUGAUGCAUAUCUGUGUAUUAAUGAGGACCACCAUGUUAGUGUAAGCACUGCUUACCUGAAGGGACGAAGUCCUCCUGUUCUGGAUUCAAAGAAUGCUCUUGAAGAUGUGUCAUGGAGGCUUGUGGAUGGUGUUCUUCAAUGUUCUUUUAGAAGGAAUAUUAGUCUCCCUGCAUAUAAGGGGAGGUUUAACAUGAAUGCCAGUUACUACAUCUUUCUGGCAGAUGGGGAAGCUAGUGAAGGUGGUCCAAUAUAUAAACAUCGCCGUCAGCCUCUGAUCACCGAUGGAAUGUACAAUGUCACAGGCAUUCCUCAGGAUAUUGGAGGUUCCCGCUCCCCGAGACUUAUCAAGGCUCAUGGUGCACUGAUGUUUGUUGCUUGGAUAAGUACAGUUAGUAUUGGUGUAAUUGUUGCACGAUUCUUCAAGCCUGUCUGGACUCAUUCAUUCUUAUUUGGAAAAGAGUUAUGGUUUCAGGUGCAUCGUACGCUUAUGUUGACCACCGUUAUGCUUACCAGCAUUUCUUUUGUAUUGCCUUUUAUAUACCGAGGUGGUUGGAGCAAACAAGCAGGUUUUCAUCCGUAUCUUGGCUGUACUGUGAUGGCUCUGACAAUCUUUCAACCUCUUAUGGCAGGUUUCAGACCGUCUCCUCAUGCACCAAGGAGGCAAUUGUUUAACUGGUUUCACUGGAGUAUUGGUACAACUGCUAGAAUACUAGCUGUGGUUACUAUGUUCUUGGGAAUGGAUCUGCCUGCACUUGACCUACCAGACCCAUGGGACACCUAUACAAUGAUUGGUUUUGUAGCUUGGCAUGUUGGUACUGAUGUUCUUCUGGAGAUACACAGCUACUGUCUCAUACGUAAAGUUGAACUGAUAGAGGAUGACAGAGUACAGAUAUUGCAGUCAUUCACAUCUGCAGAAGCAGAAGGUAACCUGUUUAAACAGAUUGUGUUAACUAUUUAUGUCUGUGGAAACAUAAUAUUCCUCAUUGCCUUCCUGGCAGCAAUCAACCAAGUAUGAAAUAAGAAAUGGAGAACUUUGCAGUGAAGUACGAUGCAGCCGAAAAACAUGCAAGGAAUACUUUCUAUUGUGUUUCCGUCAACACAUCCUUGAAGAUGUGGUUGAAGAGCAAUAGCAUGUGUACAAGGGAGAAAAAUUCAAAUCAAUAGAAUGCUGGAAUUCUGCAAAAGCUGCCUUCAGGUGUUAUUUUUAAUGGGAGUCUUUGCCUGAGUAAGGAAUGAGGUUUUUUUUUUGGUUUUUUUUGGGUUUUUUUUUUUAAGUAUAAUAAUUUACGUGGUUAGAGUUUACAGGCUAAGAAGAGUGAGGAGAUGCACUGAAAUCACUGUUUUGAUAGUCACAGUUCCCUAAACCUUUUGGGCAUAUUACUGGGAAAACUGGAAAGUGUGAUCCCAAUUCUGUGUUCUAAUGACAUGGUUUGACAGUCUCCUGCUUGUGACAACUUUGUCCCACACAAAGGAAAAAAAAACUUACUGAAAAAAUCUGCCACAAAUGCUUGAGCUAAACAUUGAGCUAAACAUUGUUUAUCUUUGCAGUUCAAUGCAAAAAUUAUUCUCUGCUCUAAGAGCAGUGCACAUUUACAGGGAUAAGGGCUUGGGAACCUUGGUUCUUUAGUAAGAUCACCAUUUUCAUCAUUCAAAAUACUGUUUUGUUCUCUCAGUGCUUCCAAGGCUUAACAAGGAAAGCACGUUUGGAAAUGUACACUAAAACCUAGUUCUGCUUAUCCAAAACUCAAACAGGAAAAACCUAUCCGUGUGCAUGUACUUGUUCUGCUGUCUCUGGUCACUUGUUGCUUCUGAAUUGCUGUUUUGUACAAAUAACAUGGGGCUUAUGCAACUUGAUUCUUAAAGAUAAGUGAAAAUAUUUGCUCAGUUAUAUUGCAGUUGUAUUUGCUCUAUUGAAUGCACUGCUGAAAUAGUGAUUUGGAAUCUACUUCAGGAAAGUGCAUCUCCCUUUAGUGUUAAAUGAGCAUUCUUUGAGCUGGUAUGUCUGACUUUUUCAGAGACGCUUUUUUUAGUCAGUAACUAAUUUAUCUUAAUAAUAUGGUAUGGGGAAUGGAGGGGAGACUGUUCUCAACUUCUUUGGUUUCUGGCUUGCUUAGAGAUUGAGAGUCACUUUUUAACUGAAAUCUCAUAAAUUAACCCUUAUUAUACUAAUUAUACUAUGUAGUAAAUGCUUUGCUUUUUUUUUAAUUAGUUGUAAAACUUCAAAGUAUACCUCUACCAAAGGGUUGUUAACCUAGCUAAGAAUAAAGGCAUUGACAAAUAAGAUAGGACCCAGUAUUCACUGUUACAGAUAUAAAACAUUAUAGCAAGAUCUCUCUGCUACCUGAUGCUCAUGCCUAAGGCACUUCCUGACUAAGAUACUAGUCAGGAAGUUGUUCUUUCCAUUAACUAAAGCUGUCUAGUUCAGCCUCUUUUUUUUUUCCUUGAAAUUCACAAUGCAGCCUGUUGCAAAUAUAAGUUUUCAGAAUGUAUCAAGUUUGUGGACAGAGAUCUUGCUUGCUCAAGUAACAUGCUUAGUUGUAAGAGUCUUUACAGAGCUGAGAUUAAUCCCUUUUGUUAGCAGCAUAAUAGAUUACAAGUGAGUGAACCUCCUUCCCUGCACCUGGAGAAUACAAGAGAAGGCUAAGAAGAAAUAUGGCAAAACUCAGGCUGAAGGGCAACAAGCAUUUUCUUUAUGUGACGUUUUCAGUUUGUUCUUUGGGUAUCUUUGACUUCAAAUAUGUAGGAGUCUCAGACCUAUCCAGCACUAAAAUUCUGGGAGCUCUUCAAUAUACUCAGUUUACAGAAGAAAAUCUCUACUCAAACAUGAUAGAUGGCUUUUGAAAUUAAGUCAGUGGCAGCUUCUUUCUAUAAUACAACAGCUGUGCUGCAUUGCUUCAUUCUGAUGUGUAAGAGGGGGGAUUUUAAAACAUGAAUGUAAGUAUCUUAAUAAUUGUUUCUCUUUUAAUACAGUGGAAACACUAUCAAAUAAAAAUUAGACUAGUUUUGCAUAGUAGUAAUCAAUCAAUGUUUUCAUUGUAGAUGCUUUUUUUACAAAUUAGCAAUUUGAAAAGCAAUUCAAAUGUUUCUUGGAGAAACUCUUGAAAUUGAGUGUUAGAAAUUGGAUGUUAAAAUGUUUCUUUACUGUGGAAUAGCUCUUUCCUGAGAGCUACAGUUUGCAGACUUGUUAGUUGCUCUUAAAUAACGCUCUUCCCUAGUACUAGUAAUAAUCUGUAGUUUGUAAUAUGAGGUCUUUCCUGACACAUUCCAGUAUCUUCAAAUCAAAGUCUUGUUAAUUUUUUAACACCUCCCUGCCCACCUGCAUGACUAGCAAGAGGAAGCAAAGUGAUUGUAUUAGAGUGACUCUCCCAAAAUUGCUGUUACAAUCUUUGAAAAUAAAAAUAAAACUAUAAAAAUGAAAAAAACACCGUGCAAGUGUUUGAUGGGGGAAAAAAAACAGGUAGCAGGAAGUUUGGUUCUAGAGGCACUGGUGGCUUAAUAUUGUUUAGAAGGAGACUCCUGGCGUUUUUCUUCAUAAAGGAGUCCUGCUAAAGUUGACAGAAGUUUUUAUGAAAAGAUCAAGGUUUUGAUGAUUCUAGUCUCGGAUUAAGCUUCUGAUCAUAUCAUAUUUCAGAUUGGUUCUUUCUAGAUUGGUAAAUUCUCCCUAUCAAGUAGGAAUUCACCUCAAAAUACUGCUUAUCUGCUCUUGAAAGCUACAAAUAAUGUUUCUUGAAUAUGUUUCAGAGAAAACUAGGUAGUGCAAAUUGCUUAAAUGCGUUUGAAUUUAUUGCUGCUUUGCUUUACUUGAAAUCUUUUUUUUUUUUUUUUUUUUUUUUUUUGCAAGCAGAAGUUUGGGUGCAAGAUGAACAAAGAUUGGAAAACAUUUUUAAUGCCAAACACCAAACUAUUUGUUUGUUUUGGCAAAAAUCAUAUGUAGAGACACGUAUUGGGUGUAACGUCAAUGUUUUUUCAUUUAUUCAGGUUUGUGAAGGCUAGAGAGAUCCUUGCCUGUUAUUUUCUAUCACUACUUGUAACACUGUGUGGCGCUCUUGUUCAAACAACAUUUUUAUUUGCCCACAGUGUAAAGUUCAGGCACGUAAACAGCCUCCAAAACAGGAAGUCUUCCUAGACAAAAUAUUCAUAAUAUAUCUCAAGCUUUAGAUUCGAGCCAGUUCAUACAGAUAGACAUAAUGUCUAUGCUUAAGCUCUGUUGGAACAGUAAUGACUUACUUUCUUUUGGAAUUAAGCUGUGCUUUACAUAUGAACAUCUUUUUUUUUCCCAAACAACUUAAGAUGAGUGACUAUCAUGGAGCAAGAGGGAUGAUCUGCUAGUACUCCAGAGAAAUUCUUAGCUCAGAUCAGUAUGAUCCUAAGCUUUAGGGUGCACGUAUGUGUGAAAGGCAGAGCUGUUCCAUACGUUUUUCUGAAGGGAGUGGUACAGCAGAACAGACACGGGAAAAGUGAAGAACCACCCCCACGAGCCCCCACCCAGCCAGAUGCCAAUCUGAAAUAUUAAAGUUCUGCUUGUUGUUGUUCCACUAUCCAAGAGGUUGGUAGUAACAAAUCAGCUUGUGCUGUGUGUGGUGUUUUUACACUACUUUCUGUUUUUUGGAACUGAAUUUUACCUGACAAUUUACUUAAUAUUUGAAGUGCUGAUGUCUUCUCGGUUUCCUUCCUUUUAAACUAUUUCUGUAUUGUUUGCCAGAUCAUUUAAGGAUAUUACUGGGGAAUGCAGAGAAUGAGUGCCCAAAUCAGUCUGCUUCUGUUAUAAAAGCUGCCUGUGUCACUUUUUCCUACUGUCCAAAUUAUAUCCCAUUGAGAACUUGUAAAAUACAUCUUAAAACAAAAACAAACCACUGAGUGUAACUGUCAGAACUAAGCAGUAGCGGGAAAACAAAUGUCUUCAGAAAAAGAGGAAAGAAAAAAUUUCUACAACAAAUAAAGUCAGGCUAGAUGUAGAGAAAAUGUAAUUGUUUAUUCGUUUCCAUCUCCAGGUAACCAUCUUUCACAAUUCCUAAAAUCUGAGAUUAUCUGCUCACUGUCUACUUCAGACUGGGACCACCACCUGCUUAGAGGCUUUGUCAGCUGAUUGCUACUGUUGUGCCUCAGUAUGAGGUAGCGGCUUCAUUUUCCUGCUUUGAAACGAGGAAGGCAAGCGAAAGUUAUUUCUGUUCUUUGGUAGUUAUUUCUGUUAUUUCUACAACAGAACAAUACAACCUGACCUUUAUCCACUUAGCGAUUCAAACCAGUCUAAGACCUACCAAAAGUAAUGCUAUCGUACUGAUUUGAAUAGAAGGAUGUAGAGUGAUGAGGCACUUUUUUCCCAAGAACCUGGUAUUAGAAAAAUGACUAGCAUGUGACUUUCCUAUGUGUAAUUAUACCUUAUGGCUACUCUAAGUGCUGUAGCCUUCCUCCAUUGUGGAAAGAAUGACCAUGUUGAAUGGUGGGACUCUGCUGCCUGUGGGGGACCCAUACCCAGCAGCAGCUGCCCCCAGAACAGACCUGUUGCAGCUGCAGGAUGAGCUAUUGACAAGUUGGUUUCUGAUGGGAGAUCUGCACUAAUUUUAGCUCCCCUGGCUGAUGAAACCUGCGGACUAAGCAAUAAUGUUAAUGACUGACAGGCACUGCCUGCCUGGCAACCAGCUUUCUGGAAAAGUAACACUUUGUGUAGUGAGCUAAGGAGGUGAAGCCAUGCCUGGGAGGUCAGGCUGUUUAUAGCGUUACGCAUGGGGUCUGUGAGGGAUGGGCAGGAAACAUGCAUGUGAUGUGGGGAGGGGAACAGGAUUUUAGCAUUGCUGUACUGUCCUCUAUAGAGGAGAAGGAUGGGUGGACUGUGAUGCUCUAGAAACAUGGCUAAAAACUUAAAUGUGGGCUUUACUAUUUUAAUAUUGUUCUACUCUUAAAAAGGAAUGCUUCAAAUUUUGCACAAGAUACUAAGUUUGGAGAUCAGCUUUUAUAUAGACUUUUUUUCUGGCCUCUAUCUCUCAUACUUAGUUUUUAACUAAUGUUUAAAAAAAAAAAAGGUUU